AUGUCUGGGACUUUGUUAGAAGAAUCCGGCGCCAGCAUCAAAUCAUUGACUGACCCUCCAAAAAUUGAAUUAAGUGAACCGUGCAAGGAUAUUUUGAAUCUUAUUUCCAAAUCUUCUGCUUCAGCAACAUGCAUAAAGUCUCAAAUAAGGUCUUUUAUUGGAACUAAUAAUUCUCUGGAUGAAUCUGAAUAUGCUGACUAUUACUUUGCGGAAUCUACACUUCAUCAUUUCUUGCAAAUGAUGACCAGCCCAAGAAACCCAAUUCUAUUCCCAAUGAAAGAGAGGACAGCUGCUCCAAUUACAACAAUAUACCUGUUACAUGCAAUGUUCUUAAGCUGUAAUGACCUAGUAUCUUUCCAUUGGAUUGAGCGGACAGCUGAUAUAACAGGAGCUGCAAAGUGGGAUGGAAUAUGCUUUUCAAUCAAAGAUAAGCGCCUCACGCCCGUUUUGAUUGAAUUUUCUGGAGGGAUUCACUUUAAUAGUACCACAGAAAAAGAGCAAAGAGAUGAAAGCAAAAUGAUACGAAAUAUGGUCAAGCUCUUGGAAUAUGCCAAAUAUGUCAAAAAGCACAAGUCCCCUGUCCCGCAGUUCUACUGUCGUUUCUUCAACAACCAGAUUUUCUUUGAAGCCAUAUUUUUAGUUGAUGAAGAAACUAGACUUGUAAAAAGAACUUUUUGCAAGAUUCCCUGUCCGGUAACCCCACGCGAGCUAAAGAUCUUUGCUGAAAACAUUCCUGCUAUGUUAAAAUGGAAGCAGGCAAUAAUAAACUAUGUGAUCGAAUCACAAAAGUGA
This is a messenger RNA of Phycomyces blakesleeanus NRRL 1555(-), 792 nucleotides long. RefSeq lists its product as hypothetical. The record is from RefSeq and is a predicted model, not a curated record. The transcript is spliced from 4 exons. Lineage: Eukaryota; Fungi; Mucoromycota; Mucoromycetes; Mucorales; Phycomycetaceae. Bases 1 to 792 code for a protein of 263 amino acids.